GGGAGACCGGAGAAGUCGUCGUGUUUAAUAAGCAAGACAAGGAGCAGCAUGUGGUCCCCCCUACGCAAACCGCCGACAUCACCGUCCUCAACUGGAGCCCCAACGGGAACUGCCUGGUAUCGGGGGAUAGGAGACCCAGUUUGAUUACCAUGAGACCGACCAAACCUGCUGAAGCAGGAAGACACACGUAAUCUGCAGCCCUCAGAGUGCCCCACAGUCUCCAGGGACAGGAGCAGAGCUGGCUUCCGACAUCCAGAACCACGAGUGAGGUGUCUGCUGCCAACAUCCGCCUCUCAGGGCCUCUUCCUGCACAACCGUCUCUCUCCUGUGCCAUCCGUCCGGGAGGCUGCUGGAAACAAAGGAAUCUACCCGCUCCAGUUUCACCCCAGAGAUGACCUGCCCUUCCUCCUCUGUCCCAAGUCCAGCUCGGGCCAGGUGCCCUCUGUGCAGCCACCCUUGGGCCUGGGGCAGUGGGGAGAUCCCUGGAAGAGGGCACCAGGCGAACACUUGGUCGGUGAAGAAGCGGGGAGGACAAUGCAUGUCCAGGGCUCAUCUCCCUCUCACUCUCCUGCUGGACAAGAGCUGAGGGCGAGGAGUAAGUGCACCUACACACAGGAAAGGGCAAGUCGCUUCCUGAUCUCUGAGAUAAACCAUUAGUGAGCCAGCUGUGAAGUGACAACGUGUCUCGACAGUCGUAUCUGAGCCCUAACUUCACACUAGUCCCUUAGUACGUUCACCUCCUGCUCUGCAUGGGACUGGUUUCCCACCUGAGGGUGAGAUGCUCUCACUUUUCUUUCAAGUCUUACUGGAUAAAGUUAUUUGAAUGAAGUGACCUGGAAGGAAUGGCAGCGAGUAAAGAGACCACUCUGAACACAAAGGAUCCCCCCUCAGGAGUAGUAAGAGAUGCAAAAACCACUUAGAAUUUAGGGGCAAUGAGCAGGAGGCCCCGAAGAGGCAUCUGCUUUGCCAUCUUCUACUUGGCGUCUGCGUGUCUAUCUGGUUACAGGAGACCUGAGGUGACUUCCUGUGGCUUCCCCUUCUUGUGUGUGUGUGUGUGUGUGUGUGUGUGUGUCUCUCUGUCUGUCCUUGUAUCAGAACAGGGGUCUGCAGUCAUCUGAGCAGAAACCACUACUCCAGGGACUCCGGACAUUUCCAUCCUUCAACUUCUUCCCCAGCUCAACAGUCGGGGGAUCUGGACAGGCCGAGUGCUCAUGUUUGUGUUCAGGUGCCUAAUGAGCUGUCAGCUGGAAGCUCGUGUAUACUAAUAAAACAGAGUCAUUUACUGUGUUAAAAAUUAAGUGCUGGACAGGAGUUCCCUGGCAGUCCAGUGGUUAGGACUCGGCACUUUCACUGCAGGGUCCUGUGUUCAAUCCCUGUUUGGAGAGCUAAGGUCCCGGAAGCUGCACAGCCGGGCCAAAAAGAAAAAAGAAAAGAAAAAUUAAGUGCUGGACGAUUGUACUUGCAGGGCAGAGCAGAAGGCCAUCUCCACAGGGGCCGUGUGUGCCUAAAACACACAGCAGGGCCCAACUGCUGGCUCCUCUAGGGAGGAGGCUAGGUGACGGGGAAGGAAGCCUUCCCAUUUCUGCCCUUAUGUGUGUUUCACUGUGCAAGUAUUAUUUUUUUAAUUUUAUUUUAAGAGUAAUUUGUAAACACACAAAAAAUAAUGUUUUUAUUUUUUUUUUUAUAAAUUUAUUUUAUGUAUUUAUUUCUGGCUGUGUUGGGUCUUUGUUGCUGCGCGCAGGCUUUCUCUAAUUGCGGCGAGCAUGGGCUACUCUUCGUUGCAGUGCGCGGGCUUCUCACUGUGGUGGCUUCUCUCGUUGUGGAGCACGGGCUUUAGGCACACGGGCUUCAGUAGUUGUGGCACGCGGGCUCAGUAGUUGUGGCGCACAGGCUCAGUAGUUGUGGCGCACGCGCUUAGUUGCUCCGCAGCAUGUGGGAUCUUCCCAGACCAGGGAUCGAACCCGUGUCCCCUGCAUUGGCAGGCGGAUUCUCAAUCACUGCGCCACCAGGGAAGCCCCAAUGUUUGUUUUGUUUUGUUUUGUUUUGUUUUGUUUUGUUUUGUGGUACGCAGGCCUCUCACUGUUGUGGCCUCUCCCGUUGCAGAGCACAGGCUCCGGACGCGCAGGCCCAGCGGCCAUGGCUCACGGGCCCAGCCGCUCCGUGGCAUGUGGGAUCUUCCCGGACCGGAGCACAAACCUGUGUCCCCUGCAUCUGCAGGCAGACUCUCAACCACUGCGCCACCAGGGAAGCCCCCCAAUGUUUUUAUUCUUAUCUUUAUAAAGCUGGCAAAGUCAAGAAGAAUCUGUAUAAUAAUAUAGGAUUUGAAUUCUAUAUAUACUCAUGUUACAUACUAUUUCUGAUCUUAUAUACUUUUCUUAGAGGUCCACUGUACAAGUUGCUUUUUAAGGCCCACUUUUUUUUUUUUUUUUGGCCGUGCCACACAGCAUGCAGGAUCUUAGUUCCCUGACCAGGGAUCGAACCCGCGUCCCCUGCAGUGGAAACGUGGAGUCUUAACCACUGGGCUUCCAGGGACGUCCCAAGGCCCACAUUAUUUGAAAAUCAUAUUUUUAUAUACAGUAAAGCAAUGUUACACCCACUGACCGUGAGCAGGAAACAGACCUUGAGGACUGCUCUGGCAGCGCAGCAAAGCGGCCUCAGGGUUCGAGGGAAACACUACCAUUUGGCAAAGCUUAGCUUGUCCGAGCCAGAAGCCCUCCUGGAAAAUUGCUCCUGGACCAAGUCAUCUUCCCCGCAACUUGAACUUUUCUAGCAGUUGUCUGAGCCAUUAACUUGAGAUUUUGAUGACUUUGAUGUUGAACAUAUAGUACACCUGGCACCCAGAUCUUGGUUUCUUCCAAUAAAAUGAACCAGGGCUACUUGGAGAAAUGGCUGAUCCUCGGGCUGGGGCAGGAUGGCAAGCCCGGAGGAUCUGUAGGCCAGGACGUGAGGAGGUGCUCACAAACCCACAGCGACGGGUGCAUCGAAGGGACAACAGAGCCUGAGGAAAGAGCUCCCGAUGGCGGAGCUGGAACAAUUUGAGUAUCUAAACAAACAAGGGAAUAUUGGGUCAUAACCCAGAGUAGAAAAUAAAUAUUCAUGGGUCCAUCCGUGCGUCCAUAUUGAUGUAAAUCUAUGAUUUAAUAAAUCAGUAAAUGGUGGACAAGAGGCAUAUCUCUCCAGAUGAUCUAGGAGGUGAGACAUAACUCCCCUUCCUACGUGUGGGCUGCACACAGCGACUUCCUUCCAGGCAGGACAGGAUGGAAGGAAGAAGAAACUCCCCAGUGAGGGAGGUCACAGACAUGACCUCAGCAGACAGGUCACGCCAAGGACAGGGACCCCUGAUCCGACAUGUCGACAGCAGCACUUGACCUCUGGUCUUCCUCUCAAACCCACCACCCCGACAACAAUGAGAAAAACAUCAGGCAAAUCCUGCCAGAGGGACAUUCUACAAAACCCCUGAUCGGUCUUCCUCAACACUGUCCAGGCGUCCAGAACAGGGGUGUCUGAGCCACCGUCCCAGCCCAGGGGGCCCAAGGAGACAUGGCGACCAGAUGUCUGUGGGGCCUGGACAGGGUCCCAGGGCAGGAAGAACUGAGGAGAGCUUGGUAUCCUGCUCUUAUGGAAGUUGGACCAAAGGGGUCGAGUACAAGGGGCACCGCUGCUGAAACACGAGUAUGGAAAACACCUCACUCACUGCAUCUUCCGGCUCCCCCCUCCCGGCGAGGACCUCGUUCAGUUGGCGAAGGCAGCUGUGAGUGGUGAUGAGAAAGCCCUGGACAAGUUUAACUGGAGGAAGUGUGGCUUUGGAAGUUUCCUGAAAAUGGGACCUCAAGAGGGACUCUCAUUCUAUGUCAGCUUGACCGAUGGGACCGUGCACUACGUGGACGAGAAGGGCAGGACGGCCCGGGUGGCGUCCACGGACAGCUCCAUUCAGACGCUGUUCUACCUGGAGGAGAGAGAGGUGCUGGUGGCAGUCACCGAGAGCCUGCUGCUGUGUCUGUUCACGGUGAUGCCCGAGGGCACAGCCGAGGAGGUGAUGAAGGUAAAGCUGAGUGGAAAUAUGGGUCGCCAGGCAAACGUCGCCCUGAUCAACAGCAGCCUUCUUGUGACCGCCACUGGGGAGGCGGUCCUCAGAUUCUGGGAUUUAGAACGAGGAGAGAAUUACGUACUGAGUCCAGAGGAGAAGUUUGGUUUUGAAAAAGGAGAGAAUAUGAACUGUGUUUCUUACUGUAGAGUCAAAGGUCUUCUGGCAGCAGGUACCGAUAAAGGGCGCGUAGCCAUGUGGAGAAAAGUGCCAGGCCCCCAGAGCAGCCAAGGGGUGGAGGGCAAAGACAGGUGGACCCUUCAGAUCCCCACUGAGCUUGAAGGAAACAUCACACAGAUAAAGUGGGGCUCCAGGAAGAGCCUCCUGGCAGUGAACAGCAUCAGCUCCGUGCUCAUCCUCCGCGAGCAGGCCAUGUCGUCCCACUUCCACCAGCAGGUGGCCGCGGUGCAGGUCUCCCCGAGCCUACUCAGCGUGUCCUUCCUGUCCACGGGGGUGACGCACAGCCUGCGCACAGACAUGUACAUCAGCGGAGUGUUCGCCACCAAGGAUGCUGUUGCCGUCUGGAAUGGAAAACAGGUGGUGAUCUUUGAGCCUUCUGGAGCCACAUUACGAAGUGCAGGUACCUUCCUGUGUGAGUCUCCAGUGUUAGCCAUGCACGAAGAAAACGUUUAUACGGUGGAGCCAAACCGAGUCCAAGUUCGAACCUGGCAGGGGACUGUGAAACAACUCCUGCCAUUUUCCGAAACAGAGGGGAACCCAUGCUUCUUUGACAUCUGUGGAAAUUUCCUGGUUGUAGGGACAGACUUGGCUCACUUUAAAAGCUUUGAUCUAUCCCGAAGAGAGGCGAAGGUGCACUGCAGCUGCAAGAGCCUGGCAGGGCUGGUCCCGGGCGUUGGGGGCAUGGCCUCCCUCAGGUGCAAUGCCAGCGGCAGCAAGGUCAGCAUCCUCCUCAGCAAGGCUGACAACAGCCCCGAUUCCAGAAUCUGCUUCUACGAUGUGGAAAUGGACACAGUGACCAUCCUCGACUUCAAGAGGGGACAGAUAGAUCAGAGAGAGACGUUGUCCUUUAAUGGACAGGAGACUAAGAAAAGCCAGGCCCUUGCAGAUGAGAGGCUGACGAAUCUCGUGCCUGUGAGCCACUUCUGGGAUCAGAGUGAGCCCAGGCUGUUUGUGUGUGAAGCCUUGCAGGAAGUGCCGGGCGCCCCGCUGCAGCCAACGGACAGGAAGGCCCUGGGCGAGGCCAGCACAGGCCCCACGGCAGACGUGCUGGUCCUGUCUUUCUUCGUCUCUGAAGAGCACGGCUUCCUGUUGCAGGACAGCUUCCUCCGGCCUCCCGUCUUCCAGGCGCUCCUGGGAAUCCAAGUGCCCCAUUAUUACUUCAUGAGAAAGCCGGGAGAAGUGGACCUCGAGGACCAGGUGGACUCCGGGUCCCAGCGCAUCCCCCAGACGGUGGGCAGGAGGCCCCUGCGGGACUUCGUGGGGCUAGAAGACUGUGACAAGCCCACGCAGGACGCCAUGCUCAACUUCACCUUCUUCCUGGCUGUCGGGGACAUGGACGAAGCCUUCCGGUCCAUCAAGCUCAUCAAAAGCGAGGCUGUCUGGGAGAACAUGGCGCGCAUGUGCGUGAAGACUCAGCGGCUGGAUGUUGCCAAGGUGUGCCUGGGGCACAUGGGCCACGCGCGCGGAGCCCGAGCGCUGCGGGAGGCUGAGCAGGAGCCAGAGCCAGAGGCCAGGGUGGCCGUGUUGGCCAUACAGCUGGGCAUGCUGGAGGAUGCGGAGCAUCUGUACAAGAAAUGCGGGCGCUACGACCUCCUCAAUAGGCUCCUGCAGGCAGAGGGCCAGUGGCAGAGGGCCAUUGAGGUGGCUGAGCGACACGACCGCGUGCACCUGCGCACCACCUACUACAAUUACGCCCGGCACCUGGAGGCCAGCGGGGACUGCAGCCUGGCCCUCAGCUACUACGAGAAAUCAGACACGCACCGCUUCGAGGUGCCACGGAUGCUGGCGGAGGAUCUGCAGGCCCUGGAGCUAUACAUCAACAAGAUGAAGGACAAGAGCCUGUGGAGGUGGUGGGCCCAGUACCUGGAGAGCCAGGCCGAGAUGGAUGCCGCACUUCGCUACUAUGAGCUGGCGCACGACUACUUCUCUCUGGUCCGCGUUUACUGCUUCCAGGGCAAUAUCCAGAAGGCCGCAGAGAUAGCCAGCGAGACCGGGAACUGGGCGGCCUCCUACCACCUGGCCCGCCAGUACGAGAGCCAGGACGAGGUGCGGCAGGCCGUGCACUUCUACACACGCGCCCAGGCCUUCAACAAUGCCAUCCGCCUCUGUAAGGAGCACGGCCUGGAUGACCAACUUAUGAAUUUGGCCCUGCUGAGCUCCCCCAAGGACAUGAUCGAGGCCGCACGCUACUACGAGGAGAAGGGCGAGCAGAUGGACCAGGCGGUCAUGCUGUACCACAAGGCCGGCCACUUCUCCAAGGCCCUGGAGCUGGCCUUCGCCACACAGCAGUUUGUGGCCCUGCAGCUUGUGGCAGAGGACCUGGACGAGAAGUCAGACCCCGCCCUCCUGGCCCGCUGCUCCGAUUUCUUCCUGGAGCACAGUCAGUACGAGAAGGCGGUGGAGCUGCUGCUAGCCGCCAAGAAGUAUCACGAAGCCCUGCAGCUCUGCCUGGAGCAGAACUUGACCAUCACUGAGGAGAUGGCUGAAAAGAUGACGGUGUCCAAGGACUGCAAGGAGCUGUCUGAAGAGUCCCGGCGUGAGCUGCUGGAGCAGAUUGCCAGCUGCUGCAUGCGCCAGGGCAACUACCACCUGGCCACCAAGAAGUACACGCAGGCAGGGGACAGGCUGAAGGCCAUGAGAGCACUGCUCAAGUCUGGGGACACUGAGAAAAUUGUGUUCUUUGCGGGCGUCUCGAGGCAAAAGGAGAUCUACAUCAUGGCAGCCAACUACCUGCAGUCCCUGGACUGGCGGAAGGACCCGGAGAUCAUGAAGAGCAUCAUCAGCUUCUACACCAAGGGCCGGUCCCUGGACCUCCUGGCCGGCUUCUACGAUGCCUGUGCCCAGGUAGAGAUCGACGAGUACCAGAACUACGACAAGGCCCACGGGGCACUGACUGAGGCCUACAAGUGCCUGUCCAAGGCCAAGGCCAGGAGCCCACUGGACCAGGAGGCCAGGCUGGCGCAGCUGCAGAGCAAAAUGGCACUGGUGAAGCGCUUCAUGCAGGCCCGCAGGACAUACACCGAGGACCCCAAGGAGUCGGUCAGGCAGUGCAAGCUGCUCCUGGAGGAGCCGGACCUGGACAGCACUGUCCGCGUCGGGGACGUAUACGGCUUCCUGGUUGAGCGCCACGUGCAGAUGGAGGACCUGCAGACGGCCUACAAGUACCUGGAGGAGAUGCGGAAGAGAGUGCCCUCCGCCAACGUGUCGUACUACGUGAGCCAGCGCACUGUGGACGCCGUGCACCAGGGCCUGGGCAUCCCUCUGAUGUGCACCAUGCCGGAGCAGAUGCGCCACAACAACAUGGAGGAUCACAAGGAGAUGGACGAGGAGGUGAUGGAGGAGGUGGAGAAUGGCCCCUGAGGGCCUGCCGCUGCCCAGGCUCUUCUGGGACUUGCCAGUCAUUAUCAGUAGCAGGAGCCUGACGUUCCUGGUGAAAGUUUUGUGUCUGAGUCCGUAGGCAGAGCUGUGGGAAAAUGCGCUAGCCUCCGAGGGGCAUCAGGGGGAGGGUCUCUAAGCCACCCCUUCUGAGUCCCUGACCCCUGCAGGGUUUUGUUUUAGCCCCUUGGCAGUCAAGGGAGUUGGUUCAUUUUUCCCAUGACGUUCCCCCAAGUACAGGGUGUAAAGCCUAAGAAACUGAGGGUGUCCCCAUAUUCCCGCCCCCCCGCCUCCUGGCACCCACACAGGUUGCCCAGCAGUACAUCUGACUGGUUCCCACAGGACACCCCGUCCUGACCACCGGGAGACAACGGUUGGCACUGGGCUGCAGCGGGAGGCUCUGUCCAUCUAGGCCAUGCCCUUUCCGUCACCAGCUCCCACCAUAAGGGGCCAUCAGGGACAGCAACAUGAUGGGGGCGGGGGGGCUGCCUCAUGCUUUCCCACCCCCAGCUCCACCCACCAGCUGCCGAAAUUCUCCAAAUAAAGUCUGUUUUCUCAGA
Messenger RNA from Orcinus orca (killer whale), 8199 nucleotides. RefSeq names its product intraflagellar transport 140 (gene IFT140). Gene Ontology annotation, molecular function: protein binding. Gene Ontology annotation, biological process: intraciliary retrograde transport. NCBI's taxonomy places the organism in Eukaryota, Metazoa, Chordata, Mammalia, Artiodactyla, Delphinidae. The record is from RefSeq and is a predicted model, not a curated record. Gene Ontology annotation, cellular component: intraciliary transport particle A; ciliary basal body; axoneme. The transcript has 29 exons. Bases 3821 to 7624 code for a protein of 1267 amino acids.